Gopherus flavomarginatus (Mexican gopher tortoise) is the source of this 1746-nucleotide messenger RNA. RefSeq names its product glutamate-cysteine ligase modifier subunit (gene GCLM). The record is from RefSeq and is a predicted model, not a curated record. NCBI's taxonomy places the organism in Eukaryota, Metazoa, Chordata, Testudines, Testudinidae. Gene Ontology annotation, molecular function: enzyme regulator activity; glutamate-cysteine ligase catalytic subunit binding. The transcript is spliced from 7 exons. Gene Ontology annotation, biological process: glutathione biosynthetic process. The coding region runs from base 135 to 956 and encodes 273 amino acids. Gene Ontology annotation, cellular component: glutamate-cysteine ligase complex.
CACACCCCGCCGGCUCCUCCUGCCCGGAGACCCCGGCGCUCCCUCGCAAGCACUCGCUGCCGGCUCCGAGUCCUCAGGGCCGCGGGAACCUGCCGACCCAGCGAAGGCGACAGGCGGGCGGAGUGCGGGCUCCCAUGGGGACGGACAGCGGCAGAGCCAGGAUCCUCCUGGACCACGCGGCCACGCUCAACCUGCAGACGGGCAACCUGCUGAACUGGGGCCGGCUGCGCAAGAAGUGCCCGUCCACCCCCAGCGAGGAGCUACGUGACUGCAUUCAAAAAACACUGAAUGAAUGGAGCUCAAAGAUCAGCCUCGAUCUAAACCAGGAAAUGCCAGAUGUCCUGGAAUGUACUGUAGAGCAAGCAAUGGAAAAGAUAAAUCCUGAAGAAAGGGAAGAAUUGAAAGUGUCAGCAAAACUGUUCAUCGCAGGAUCAAACUCUUCUUCAAUCAGAGAUGCAGUUGAUAUGGCAUGUUCUACCCUUGGGGUUACCCAGUUAGAUUCUGUGAUCAUUGCUCCACCUCCUACUGAAGAUGGAAUUAAUCUUUCUUUAGAGUAUUUACAGCCUUACUGGGGAGAACUUGAGAACUUAGUUCAGCACAAAAAGAUUGUCUCCAUUGGUACCUCUGAUCUAGAUAAAACACUGUUAGAGCAACUGUACCUGUGGUCACAGGUGAAACCACAUAGUAACCAGGUAAAUUUAGCUUCCUGUUGUGUGAUGCCACCUGACCUCACAGCAUUUGCAAAACAAUUUGACAUCCAGCUGUUGACUCAUAACGAUCCAAAAGAACUGCUUUGUGAGGCAAGUUUCCAAGAAGCUCUUCAGGAAAGUAUCCAGAACAGUCGGGCACAUGAAUGGACUCCCUUGUGGCUUCUCCGGUAUUCAGUCAUUGUUCAAACCAGAGGCAUUAUCAAAUCGAAAGGCUAUAUCCUGCAAGCGAAAAGAAAUGUCUCUUAAUACAUUUUUCUUUUGACAACAGCCUGCUGUCUUAAUGCUUUGGAAACAUACCAUCUUUUUUGCAUAAAAACUUUGCACGGAGGUGAAAACCAUCACAAGUUCUAAAGAAUACCAGAAGUGGUGACAGUAAGGCCUGGGUUGUCCAGAGGCACAGAGCUCUGACAGCAUUGUCAAAUACUGCACAUUUCUUUCCUAACGUAGAGACCGGUUUACUAAUAUAUGAAAUAUUUUGUGUUCAUUAAACUGUUUUCUAAUUGAGAUUAUCUAAAGAAAUUCAAAAUAUUUUUCUUUAUGACUAAUAUAAAAUUAUCACUAAGUAUAUUUUGGCUUCCAUCAAGGUAAUAUAUAGAAAUUUAUAUAUUUUUGUUUUCAAGAAAGAAACUUAACAUUCUGAAUUUCUUCUGAAGUGCUUAUUCCUACUAGUUAGGUAGCUAUAUAGGAUUUGAGCCGUUGAGUAACUUUUAAGUAGUUUUCUUUUUUAUCCAUAGGAAAAUUCUCUAAGUAAACAGACUAAUUGGAAUCUGAUUAAUUGGUAUAGCUAGUAAGCUGCUUAAUUCACGUGAAUGAAAACCUGGUUUUCUUUUCAUUAUGAUACAAAAGGCCUUUUGUGUUUUAAAAAUAUUUUUUAAAUUAUAUUAGCUCAUCCUGUUUGUUUCUCUACCGCAUUGCUCUUACUGUGUUUAGCAUGUGGACAGGAGUGAUGCCAUUUUCUGUCUUAAAUUGUGCAAUGUAUUGUUGUGUAUUUUACGUGGAAUUACAUGGUCAAAAACAAAUUAAACUGUAGCCAGAA